AUGAAAGAUGAUUAUAAAACAAAAAGAUAUUCUAUUGGAAUAAAAUGUCCUUCUUCUCUAAACCCAGAAUGGGAAGAUAUAAGUCAUACUAUUCAGCAAAGAGUUCAAAAAUUAAAUAAAAAAUUUCAUAAAGAUAUUAAGGUUGAAUUAGUUCAACCAAGUCAAGUUGACCAUAUAAUCGAGCAAUCAGAAAGUGAAGAAGUAAUUAUUGAAAACAAUAAUAAUGAAAGAAGAACAACAAGAAGAGAAAGGAGAAGAAAAAGAAAAACUAGGAAAGUUCAACUUCAGGCAAAUCAAGAACCUCGAGUAAAUCGUACUCACCAAAGAAUUAUUACAAUAAGAAACAGACAAGAACUUGAAGCAUAUUUAUUAUCAAUUAUUUAUAUCAUCUUUGUCUGUUGUGUUUCAUUACUCAUUGCAUUUGUCAUUAUUAUCAUUUUGAUCUGA
Molecule: messenger RNA, 447 nt
Organism: Entamoeba nuttalli P19
Lineage: Eukaryota; Evosea; Mastigamoebida; Endamoebidae
Exons: 1
Coding region: 1-447 (148 amino acids)
Source: RefSeq, a predicted model, not a curated record